CAGGUCUGGUACGAUUGUCGGAGAAUAAAGCCUGACUAGCAAAGGGCUGGGAGAACCUGUCAACAUGUUUCACAGAGUUGUUGCCCUAAGUGUGUGCGCACUUUUUGUCGUUUUCGAUUUCUCCGAAGGUCAAUCAGCCGAGUAUGAGGGCCUGGUGGAUGCCGAGUCUGCCCCGGUACAGGCCCGGAAGGUUUACACAGGGGAGACAAUUGACCACGAACGAUAUCACUCUUACGAGUCGUUGCUAAGGAGAUAUGACGCAGGCGACGAGAAAGCAACUAUGAUGUUGAAUAAAUUUGACUGGAUUAUGGUUCCUUGUGUGAACCCAGACGGCUACGAACAUACAAGGAACGCUUACCAGGGCCGGUUCUGGAGAAAAAACAGGCGAUAUGUCAGGUCGCAUUGCAAGGGCAUUGACCUCAAUAGGAACUUUGACUUCGAAUUUGGAAGUGAGAUCGAGUUGGUUUGUUGA
Messenger RNA from Aplysia californica (California sea hare), 472 nucleotides. Its product is annotated as carboxypeptidase A1-like. NCBI's taxonomy places the organism in Eukaryota, Metazoa, Mollusca, Gastropoda, Aplysiida, Aplysiidae. The record is from RefSeq and is a predicted model, not a curated record. Gene Ontology annotation, molecular function: zinc ion binding; metallocarboxypeptidase activity. Gene Ontology annotation, biological process: proteolysis.